GGCUUAGUUUCCUUCAUUUCCUGUAAGAUUUGAGGCGAGCGGCUCCUCGCAGAAUGUAACUCUAUCGUUUUAACUCUUAGUUGUCAGAUUCACCUAAGUGGUGAAUUGCUUAUUGUCAAUUUCCUUCGCUGAAAACUGUAGGGGAGCUGCUCGAGAAUAACUCCUGUUAAUACUGAAGGGAAUUUCGAACAAGAUAAAUGGUUGGCAAUCUCUUCUCCAUAAGGUGGCUAAACCUAGUGGCGGCAAAUUUGAAAAAAAUGUCAUCAAAUACAAAGGAUGGUGUCCUCCAAGACAAGCGUAGCAAGAUCAUGGCUAGAGGGCUUCCGAAGCAAAAGCCGAUUGAAGGAGUUAAGCAAGUGCUGCUUGUAGCUUCUGGUAAAGGGGGCGUAGGAAAGUCCACAACUGCUGUAAAUGUAGCCCUUGGAUUGUCAACAAAUGAACCGAAAAAAGCAGUUGGAUUGCUUGAUGCAGAUGUAUAUGGGCCGUCCAUACCAAAAAUGAUGAAUCUGAAAGGAAAUCCAGAAGUGACAUCAAAAAACCUAAUGAGACCUCUUGUGAACUAUGGAAUUUCAUGUAUGUCUAUGGGUUUCUUGGUGGAAGAGACUGCACCAAUUGUCUGGAGAGGACUCAUGGUAAUGUCAGCUAUAGAGAAAUUACUGAGACAGGUUGACUGGCACCAACUGGAUUACUUGGUAAUUGACAUGCCACCAGGGACAGGAGAUAUUCAGCUGUCAAUCUCACAGAAUAUUCCAAUUGCAGGGGCUGUAAUUGUGUCCACUCCACAGGAUAUAGCUUUAUUGGAUGCACAUAAAGGAGCUGAGAUGUUCAGAAAAGUGAAUGUCCCAGUAUUGGGCCUUAUACAGAACAUGAGCGUUUUUCAAUGUCCAAAAUGCAAACAUGAAACACAUAUUUUUGGAGCUGAUGGUGUGAAGAAAUUAGCCAAGACUAUUGGUAUAGAUGUUUUAGGUGACAUUCCACUACAUGUCCACAUAAGAGAAACAUCUGAUUCUGGCAAACCUAUUGUCAUUUCACAGCCCCAGAGCAAUGUGGCUCAAGCCUAUUUGAAGAUUGCUGCUGAAAUAGUGAAAAGACUGUCACUUUUACCAAUUUGAAGUCAUCAUUUUGAAGGGCUGCACUUCGAAUUUUAUGAUUGAGAUGUGACUUAAAAUAUAACAAAAUAAAUAACAAAUAUUUUA
Molecule: messenger RNA, 1196 nt
Organism: Crotalus tigris (Tiger rattlesnake)
Lineage: Eukaryota; Metazoa; Chordata; Lepidosauria; Squamata; Viperidae
Gene: NUBPL
Product: nucleotide binding protein like
Exons: 11
Coding region: 198-1112 (304 amino acids)
Biological process (GO): iron-sulfur cluster assembly; mitochondrial respiratory chain complex I assembly
Cellular component (GO): mitochondrion
Molecular function (GO): 4 iron, 4 sulfur cluster binding; ATP-dependent FeS chaperone activity; ATP binding
Source: RefSeq, a predicted model, not a curated record